Molecule: messenger RNA, 249 nt
Organism: Rotaria sp. Silwood1
Lineage: Eukaryota; Metazoa; Rotifera; Eurotatoria; Philodinida; Philodinidae
Source: the annotation of a GenBank genome assembly
AUGACUGCUGGUUCAAUAUCUGCUCCGUCAAUAAUUCCAUUACGUGUUGGAUAUACACAAAAAUUUUCCAUUGAUACAAAUACAUUGAUUGAAAUACGUAGUGAUACAAAUGAUGUUGAUAUUUAUUAUACAUUAGAUGGUUCAAAACCAGAUGCAUUUAUAACAUUAGCAACACGACGUUCGACUAUACAAUAUAAAAAAAAACCAUUUUAUAUACCAAGAGAUAUAGCUAAUGCAGGCAUCACGUGA